GCAAAUAUAGUAAAAGGGAUAUUCUGGUAGGACGUAUGCCUACCAUUAGUUCUGAAUACUGGUGAGGUUUUGAGGGCAAAAUGGCUGUGAUGAUUGGAAUCGCUUUCAGAGUUUCUUGGCUUUGUUGCCUGCUAAUUGGAGGGAUAACGUGUUCUACAUCAGAAGGUGAUUGGUCUCCUGCACUGGAUUCUAAUGCAGCAUGGCUCUAUGCAGGAUCACUUCCGUCUCUAGGAUAUGGCAAUUAUAAGUCUCAGACAUCUCAACUGCAAGCGCAACAGAAACAUCCGGCCGCCAUCCUGCGGAAGGAACUGGCCCCCAUGUCCCAGCAACCUCGGCAAGUGUGGCAUCAAGCUAACAUGCUGCAGCAGAAGCAACCGCCCGCCGUGCCCCAGCAAGUGUGGCAUCAAGCUCACAUGCUGACGCAACCACCGACCGCCGUGCCCCAGCAAGUGUGGCAUCCAGCUCAAAUUCCCCUGCAGCAGAAGGAACCGACCGCCGUGCCCCAGCAAGUGUGGCAUCCAGCUCAAAUGCCCCUGCAGCAGAAGGAACCGACCGCCGUGCCCCAGCAAGUGUGGCAUCCUAAUCAAAUGCCCCAGAAGCAACGGAACGCCGUGCCCCAGCAAGUAUGGCAUCCUAAUAAAAUGCUGCAAAAGCAACCGACCGCCGUGCCCCAGCAAGUGUGGCAUCCUGCUCUAAUGCCCGUGCCGUGCCCCAGCAAGUGUGGCAUCCUUUCUAAUGCCCGUGCAGCAGAAGCAACCCGCCGUGCCCCAGCAAGUGUGGCAUCCAGCUCAAAUGCACCAGAAGCAACCGACUGCCAUGCCCCACAGAAGCAACCGACCGCCGUGCCCCAGCAAGUGUGGCAUCCAGCUCAAAUGCCCCAGAAGCAACCGACCGCCGUGCCCCAGCAAGUGUGGCAUCCUGCUCUAAUGCCCGUGCAGCAGAAGCAACCGACCGCCGUGCCCCAGCAAGUGUGGCAUCCAGCUCAAAUGCACCAGAAGCAACCGACUGCCAUGCCCCAGCAACAGAAGCAACCGACCGCCGUGCCCCAGCAAGUGUGGAAUCCUGCUCAAAUGCCCCUGCAGCAGAAGCAACCAGCAAGUGUGGCAUCCGCCAUGCCCCUGCAGCAGAAGCAACCGACCGCCCAGAAGCAACCGACCGCCGUGCCCCAGCAAGUGUGGAAUCCAGUGCCCCAGCAAGUGUGGAAUCCAUUUCACACACUGCAGAAGCAACCGACUGCCAUGCCCCAGCAAGUGUGGCAUCCUACUCAAAUGCCCCUGCAGCAGAAGCAACCGACCGCCGUCCCCCAGCAACAGAAGCAACCGACCGCCGUGCCCCAGCAAGUGUGGAAUCCAUUUCACACACUGCAGAAGCAACCGACCGCCGUGCCCCAGCAAGUGUGGCAUCCUACUCAAAUGCCCCUGCAGCAGAAGCAACCGACCGCCGUGCCCCAGCAAGUGUGGCAUCCUGCUCAAAUGCCCCUGCAGCAGAAGCAACCGACCACCGUCCCCCAGCAAGUGUGGCAUCCUGCUCUAAUGCCCCUGCAGCCGAAGCAACCGACCGCCGUGCCCCAGCAAGUGUGGCAUCCUGCUCAAAUGCCCCUGCAGCAGAAGCAACCGACCGCCGUGCCCCAGCAAGUGUGGAAUCCAUUUCACACACUGCAGAAGCAACCGACCGCCGUGCCCCAGCAACAGAAGCAACCGACCGCCGUGCCCCAGCAAGUGUGGCAUCCUGCUCUAAUUCCCCUGCAGCAGAAGCAACCGACCGCCGUGCCCCAGCUGGGGUGGCAUCCUGCUCAGUUUCCCCAGCAGAAGCAACUAGCCCCUAUGCCUCUACUGCUGAAGGAACCAACCACCAUAGCCCAGCAACCUCAGCAGGUGUGGCAUCCAGCUCAAAUGUCGAAGAAUCGAACAUCCACUGAACCUCAGCAGCAGAAGCAACCGGCCCCUGAACCUCAGCAGAAGGAACUGACCGCCAUGCCCCAGCAAAUGUGGUAUCGAGCUAAAAUGCUCCAACAGGAGAAUCAUCUGGCCGCCAUUGUCCAGCAGCCUCCGCAGGAACUGGCCGUCGAGCAGCAGCAGCAGGAACUGGCCGUCGAGCAGCAGCAGCAGGAACUGGCCGUCGAGCAGCAGCAGGAACUGGCCGUCGAGCCCCAGCAGCAGGAACUGGCCGUCGAGCCCCAGCAGCAGAAGGAACUGGCCGUCGAGCCCCAGCAGCAGAAGGAACUGGCCGUCGAGCCCCAGCAGCAGAAGGAACUGGCCGUCGAGCCCCAGCAAGUGAGGUAUCCAGCUCAAAUGGCCCAGCAGCAACCCAACCCCAUUCCUCAUCAAUUUUGGCAUGCAGCCCAAAUUUCCCAGCAGCAACUGGCCCCAAAUUCUCAGCAGAAGCACUACGAAAGCACUGAAGAUGGUGCCUCUGGUAAUUCUCAGGCCAGAGUUGUUGAACAGUCGGGUGUCAUCCCAAUCUCUUCCUACAGUUUCAAAUCGCACUACAAGAAUGGCAGAACUGGAGUCUCCCAAAUCAGCUACACUCCUAGGGAGGCAAUGCCUGUUGACAGUGGAAAUGCUCCCAAGGACGGUUAUGUUAGCAUUGGUGCACCAAGCAUAUAUCCAACACUAGUGAAGGAUUCUGCAAGGGAAAUAUAAUGGAUUCAUCCUCUAGAAGCUCUAAUGACCAGGAAGUUGCUGGUGCUCUUGCUACUCUAGUGUGAUGGAAUCAAUAAACAAUUUGACUUUAAAAAUGC
Oncorhynchus nerka (sockeye salmon) is the source of this 2740-nucleotide messenger RNA. Its product is annotated as transcription factor SPT20 homolog. The coding region runs from base 81 to 2642 and encodes 853 amino acids. Lineage: Eukaryota; Metazoa; Chordata; Actinopteri; Salmoniformes; Salmonidae. The record is from RefSeq and is a predicted model, not a curated record. The transcript has 12 exons.